UCUCGCCCACUUGCCCGCGGUAUCUCGCCUCCUGACGGUCACACACCGCCUCCAGACGUCGCAACGAACUUACGGGAUAUCGCGUCUCCGUCAGUUCUCGCACCAUCAGCCGUCGGAAAAGUGUACGUCGUCAUCUCGGCAUUCUCAGCCGAUACUCGCGAUAUCCAGUGUCCACUCCCGAUCGAAAAUAGAAUGACCGCCAAAAACAAACGACCAUCAGAGCCUAGACGCGCCAACAAGCCGCUGAUGGAGAAGAGGAGACGGGCUCGCAUCAACCAGAGCCUGGCAGCCCUGAAGACCCUCAUCCUGGACUCGGCCAAAGCCGAGAAGACCAAACACUCGAAACUGGAAAAAGCGGACAUCCUAGAACUCACGGUGCGUCAUUUCCAACGACACAGAAGUCUGGACGUCAAAGGUGUGAACCAGUACAAAGCAGGCUACUCCGACUGCGUCAAAGAAGUCCAGAGGUACUUGGAAACCCCAGACGUCCAAACCAUGACCAUCAUAGAUGCCGGUAUCCGCCAGAGGUUGCUACGGCACCUCGAAGGUUGCAUCACAGAAGUCGACAUGGAUCUUCGGCCGCCUCCACCCAUAGAAGAACGUCUUCAACCAGAAGAGAACAACAACGAGAAUGAGAAGAACCAUCAAAGUAAAGAAGAAAAAGUUAAGACUGACGGAAAUUACGUUUUGCUCCUUCCAGAGCACUACCUACAGCUAGCCAACGCUCUAGGUGUUAAUAUAAAGCACCAAGAAGAGCCUUCUCCCCCUUCUGCCUCCCAUCACCAAGUGAAUGAAGUGGUGCGAAAAGAACCUGAUGGUAGAUUAGACGGGAGUGUGAAUUUGGUUAAAAAUAUGGACAGUAUGUGGAGGCCUUGGUAAUUUCGAUGUUUCUGUUUUCAUGGUUGUUAAUUUGUUGCUAGAUUUUUUAGACAAUCUAAAAUUGUGAAUUAUUGGAGAUAUGUUAUUGAUAUUUGAUUAUUUAUUUGUGGUGAUGAAUAUAUGGAUGAUACUUUUGCAAUAUAAAAUUUUA
This is a messenger RNA of Coccinella septempunctata (seven-spotted ladybird), 1030 nucleotides long. Its product is annotated as transcription factor HES-4-like. Gene Ontology annotation, biological process: regulation of transcription by RNA polymerase II; regulation of neurogenesis; anterior/posterior pattern specification. NCBI's taxonomy places the organism in Eukaryota, Metazoa, Arthropoda, Insecta, Coleoptera, Coccinellidae. Gene Ontology annotation, molecular function: DNA-binding transcription factor activity, RNA polymerase II-specific; protein dimerization activity; RNA polymerase II cis-regulatory region sequence-specific DNA binding. The record is from RefSeq and is a predicted model, not a curated record. Bases 193 to 879 code for a protein of 228 amino acids. Gene Ontology annotation, cellular component: nucleus. The transcript has a single exon.